Messenger RNA from Cooperia oncophora, 1215 nucleotides. NCBI's taxonomy places the organism in Eukaryota, Metazoa, Nematoda, Chromadorea, Rhabditida, Trichostrongylidae. The record is from the annotation of a GenBank genome assembly.
AUGCUUCUGCUUGAUGAGGACGGAGCUUCUACCAUACCUGAUAAUGUAUCCGAUGUUGACGAAACUGGGCUCAGUGGUCGCGGUUCAGCAAGCCUUGAUGGGCGAGAGUCCCCGUUGAGUCAAGCCCCUAGUCAUGGUUUGCGAGAGGGACAGGAAAACGAGAUGGCAGACCUUGGAGCAGUGUCAACGGCAGCGGGUGGCGAAACUGAUGCUGCCCAGCGUGUACUUCCUUCAGGGGUCCCGGUUGCCGUGCGUAAACAGAAUGCCGAGGGACUUGAGGAAAAGUUCGGGAAGUUUACUGUGCCGAUGUCGCAGCAAAAUAGACGUGAUGAUCAAAGGUCACUAUUGUCUGACAGCUGGUCAACCAAUGUGGUGCCUUCUGAUGAUGAAGGUCCAUCUUUGCCUCUUCUACCACACCUUCCCUCUGUUGACGCUCCAGACGGCAUCAAUCAUCGAGGGCGUGCUGUCAACCGUACUGGAUCGCUUUGCGGAGCUAGUGGAGCUACCGAAGACAGAAGUGACACGUGGUCUCUAGAUGCAAUAGCAAGCGACUCCGAGGCCGAUGGAGGUCGGGAGCGAGGACGACAAGUCACUGAUGUUUCCUACGAUAUAUCUCGAGCUGAACGGAAUGGUAGCUCUGACGCGGCAGCGUCGCAUAUCGCCGUACCAUGCGUCAGUGUGCAACCGCUUGUCGACGUACCUCAUCAUGGGGAUAGUGGAGCAAGACUAAGACGACAUAGCAGUGGCAGCUCAUUCUCAUACAGCCGUAGUGAAGCGGAUUCGGAGAUGAGCAACUUCAGAGAAGAUCGGCAUAUAGAUCGUAUAGGAGGGCCAACCGAUUCACUGACUGCUGCACGCGCACAGCCCCAAAAGCAGCAGUCCGCUGAUCAACCUGGACCAUCCGGAGCGUGUGCUUCCUCGUUCAGUUCUCCUUCGCACUCAUCGGUUGUAGGAAGCGCUCAUGAUGUGGAGACCUACUAUGCACCAUCCUCGCCUUCUAAUUCCGGCCGAAAGAAGUUUGCUCUUUUCCAACAAGGCCUUCUGAAAGUUGGUGAUAAAGUAAGAAAAGGAAUGACAGGCUCGUCGUUUCGUCAGAUACCGCAUUCCUCAACAAUUUCCGACUUGCUUAGUGAAUGGAAUUCGUCUAGGCGAGAACAAGAAUCAGCCCACUCUGCGAUCCCAAAUAGCCAGAGUGAAAAUCACAUUGCUGGUUAG